CUGGAGAAAGCACGCAGACACAGUCUAACAUUUACGAAUAAUAUAGAAGAGAAGAAGAAGAAGACAAAGCCUUGUUCACAGUACAAUACAAAGGAGAUCUGAAAGCAAAGAUCAAACCCAGGGAUUGAAGGAAGCAGUAGUUACAAAGAGGAGCUUGUACAAGACAAGACAACUGACACUCAUACUCAGGAUGUCGGUGUCUCAGAGGUGUUUGUGCUGUGUGAAAUAUUUGAUGUUUGUCUUAAACCUUAUCUUCUGGCUAGGAGGAUGUGGUCUAUUUGGAGUUGGAGUAUGGCUGUCCUUCACACAGGCAGAGUUUUCCUCUCUUCCUCUGUCCUUUCCAUCCCUCUCAGCUGCCAAUCUACUGCUAGUUGCUGGUGGCAUAACCAUGGUCACUGGCUUCAUGGGUUGUCUUGGAGCCCUUAAGGAGCAGCGCUGCCUGUUGUUCAUGUUCUUUGUGAUCCUUUUGCUCCUUGUCCUAACGGAGGUGACUCUAGUGUUGGUUUUACACAUCUUCCAUGACAAGCUGGAUUCCAAAGCACAACGUGAAUUAAAGGAAGGUAUGAAGAUGUAUAAAUCAAAACCUGGACUGAAAAAAUCUUGGGACAAUGUGCAGAAAAUGUUCAAAUGCUGUGGAGUAACAAACAAAACAGACUGGUACAAUGUGCUGAAUGGAACGCUACCCUCAUCCUGCUGCUCUGUAGGGAUGGACAAGUGCAUUGACGGAUGGAGUGAGCCGUGCUAUCAGAAAGCCAGGCAGUGGCUGCUAAUUAACAUCCCCUCAGUCCUGGUGUUUGGAGUCUGUAUUGGUGUUGUACAGAUUUUGGCUCUGGGGUUCUCCAUGAUGAUGUAUUGUCAAAUUCUGUGUGCAGAGAAGCACUUGGACUAAGUGCAGACCAGAUGUACGCUGUCCUGUAUUAUCACAAUCUCUUCAAGAAUCUAACUUUGGGUUACAAAUUCCAUGUAGGAUUACCCUCAAAGCCAACACGUAAUAGACAUGGGGCAGUAUAAACACAGAAAGCAACAGACUGAGGAAGAAGAAAAUGCUGGUUGUCUUUAUACCAGUUAUAUGAAUUUAAUAUCAUGCACCUCACCCUUGCUCAACAAUGAUGUUUUUUAUUAUCUGUGGCAUCCUUCAGCUGCCAGGCAUAACAUCAUAACAUAACAUAUCAUCACAAUUUCCUACAGUUGCAAUCAGAAAUAUUUAACCCCCCCACCUCAAAAGACAUUAUAGUUAUGUGGAUGAAAGCUAAUGAUAAUAAAUGACAAAAAAACUCA
This is a messenger RNA of Limanda limanda (common dab), 1278 nucleotides long. RefSeq names its product tetraspanin 4b (gene tspan4b). Gene Ontology annotation, cellular component: membrane. The record is from RefSeq and is a predicted model, not a curated record. The transcript has 8 exons. Bases 191 to 889 code for a protein of 232 amino acids. NCBI's taxonomy places the organism in Eukaryota, Metazoa, Chordata, Actinopteri, Pleuronectiformes, Pleuronectidae.